AUGAAAGAUGAGUUGGAUGCUCUUGAGCUGAACAAAACUUGGCGUCUUGUUGAUUGCCCUGCAGGGGUUAAGCCGGUUGGCUGUAAAUGGGGUAACCGGAUGCUGACCUGUGAUCACCCUGUCCCUCCGGAUCGGUACAACGAGAGGGUGGAUGAGCAUUUACGAUCUACCAGUUUUUACCAUGUCGCCCAGAUUGGAGUUGUUCAAUGUCAGAAAACACUGGUAAAUGCUUUAGUGGAAAGGUGGCACCCGGACACUCAUACCUUUCACCUUCCGGUUGGUGAAUGUGCCGUGACACUGGAAGACGUGGCUAUGAUCUUCGGUCUUCCGACCGAUGGUCUUCCAGUGACAGGUAUGACUUUGAGUAGUUUUGAAGCCUUAGAGGCGGAGUGUCUGCACCAAUUUGGGGUCACACCGAGAAAGUUGGAUUAUCGAGGAAGCGGCAUAAAACUUACGUGGCUACGGAAUUUAAAAGAACGGUUACAGUUGACUGAUGAAAAUAGUAUACAUGUGUACGUUAAGUGCCACAUCAUGUUGUUGAUCGGUACGAUCUUUUUUGGAGACAAGUCUGGGGCAUCUGUCCACUGGAAGUUUCUGCCUCUGCUCAGUGAUUUUGCUAGUAUUGGAUAG
This is a messenger RNA of Arachis ipaensis, 630 nucleotides long. The record is from RefSeq and is a predicted model, not a curated record. NCBI's taxonomy places the organism in Eukaryota, Viridiplantae, Streptophyta, Magnoliopsida, Fabales, Fabaceae.